Messenger RNA from Marasmius oreades (fairy-ring Marasmius), 210 nucleotides. RefSeq lists its product as uncharacterized. The record is from RefSeq and is a predicted model, not a curated record. The coding region runs from base 1 to 210 and encodes 69 amino acids. NCBI's taxonomy places the organism in Eukaryota, Fungi, Basidiomycota, Agaricomycetes, Agaricales, Marasmiaceae. The transcript has 2 exons.
AUGGCAGUCACCUUAUUGGGAACGGAUAAAGUCGGACCGUGCGUUUUCCCUCCCUCCGUUUUACCGGUCUCCAAACGAGGAACGGCCAGCUUUGAGGCUGCGGCUGGGCGACUACGUCUUUUGAAGUGGCAUUGCACACCACCGUUACGACCUUCACCCACGCAGUAUUUCACCUCGCUUCCAAAAGCAAUGCCUGCGUACCAAGCUUGA